GUGUACAUCUCUUUCGGAGAGUUGACAAAACUCUUAAUAAUCCAUAUUACCAUGACUGCAGCCAUGGCAACUGACUCAUGGGCACUAGCUGUCGACGAACAAGAGGCAUCCAAGUCUAUCGGAAAGUUUCGGUUGAUGGAGGCAGGUGAUGCACCAAAAUCACGGUUUAAUGGAGGACCAAAACGUUCAGACGAUUGUGACAAAUCAGAUGAAGAGGAAAAAGAGGACAAAGCUGUGCAGUCACUCCUCAAUAAGCUGAUUCGAAGCAAUUUGGUCAACAACACAAACCAAGUGGAGGUUCUUCAGAGAGACCCCAAUUCCCCACUGUAUUCAGUCAAGACCUUUGAGGAGCUCAGACUGAAACCUCAACUACUCAAAGGCGUGUAUGAAAUCGGCUUCAAUAGACCUUCAAAAAUCCAGGAGAAUGCGCUUCCCAUGAUGCUUGCAGAACCACCUCAGAAUCUGAUCGCUCAGUCUCAGUCUGGCACUGGUAAAACAGCCGCCUUUGUGCUGGCCAUGCUCAGCCAAGUGGACUCAGCCUUUAAAUGGGUUCAGUGUCUUUGUAUUGCUCCCACAUACGAACUCGCUCUGCAAACAGGCAAAGUCAUCGAGCAGAUGGGAAAGUUUUACUCAGAUGUCAAACUGGCAUAUGCUGUGAGAGGACAUAGAAUGGACCGCAGCUGUAAAAUCAAGGAGCAGAUUGUCAUCGGGACACCUGGAACGGUUCUAGACUGGUGCACUAAACUAAAGCUCAUCGACCCAAAAAAGAUCAAAGUGUUUGUUCUGGACGAGGCUGAUGUCAUGAUCGCCACACAGGGACAUCAGGACCAAAGCAUCCGCAUUCAGAGAAUGCUGUCCAAAGGCUGUCAGAUGUUACUUUUCUCUGCUACUUUUGAGGACUCGGUGUGGAAUUUUGCCAAGCGGGUCAUUCCAGACCCCAACAUCAUCAAGCUGAGACGAGAAGAGGAGACUCUGGACAAUAUCAAGCAGUACUACGUGCUUUGCAAAAGCGAAGAAGACAAAUUCGAUUCGCUCUGUAAUGUUUAUGGAGCCAUUACUAUUGCUCAAGCAAUGAUCUUCUGUCGUACUCGGAAAACGGCGAACUGGCUCGCAGGGCAGAUGUCAGAGGAGGGCCACCAGGUGGGGCUCCUCAGUGGAGAACUGACAGUCGAACAAAGAGCCGCAGUUAUCCAACGGUUCAAAGUUGGAAAGGAGAAGGUUCUCAUCACUACUAACGUUUGUGCAAGAGGUAUUGAUGUCGAACAAGUGUCCGUGGUGAUCAACUUUGACCCGCCUGUGGACAAGGACGGCUAUCCAGACAACGAGACGUACCUCCACAGGAUCGGUAGAACAGGACGAUUUGGCAAGAGAGGACUUGCCAUCAACAUGGUGGACGGCCAGAAGAGCAUGGAGAUCCUCAGGAAAAUUGAGAAGCAUUUUAAUAAGAAAAUACUGAGGCUGGACACGGAUGAUCUCGAUGAAAUUGAAAAAAUCGCCAGCUGAAGAAAAACACAUCAUGUGACGACAUCAGAAUCAGUUCGGCUGUUCAUUCAACAAGAUUUCUGAUGUUUACAUAAAUUUCAGAUCUACAUUUAGUUUUACAUUAUACCUCA
Messenger RNA from Triplophysa rosa, 1613 nucleotides. It is a transcript of the gene ddx19a, whose product is annotated as DEAD-box helicase 19a. Gene Ontology annotation, cellular component: cytoplasmic stress granule; nucleus. Lineage: Eukaryota; Metazoa; Chordata; Actinopteri; Cypriniformes; Nemacheilidae. Gene Ontology annotation, molecular function: ATP binding; RNA helicase activity; RNA binding. The record is from RefSeq and is a predicted model, not a curated record. Bases 52 to 1503 code for a protein of 483 amino acids. The transcript has 12 exons. Gene Ontology annotation, biological process: poly(A)+ mRNA export from nucleus.